GUUCCAAGUGUUCUAAAAACUUGGCAAGCAGUGUGCAUGUAUGUGUAUAUGUAUAUAUAUGUAUAUAUAACAUGAAGUGAAGUUUGAUGUAUAACAACAAACUUCACUUCAUGUCUUUCUUUAUUAAUAAAGAAGAAGUGAAGAUAGUGAAGGAAAUUAAAUUUUUAGGAGUUACAUUCACACCUAAUCUCUCGUUUGAAAAACAUUAUAAAAAUUCACUAAGUAAAGCAAAAAUUGCAAUAAAUAAUUUAAUUGGUCUAUUCUGCAAGGCAAAAAUGAAGAACAUACGUAUACAUUUUCAGUUAUUUAAUUCGAUUGUGAUGAACUCAAUGGGAUAUGCUACCCCAAUUUGGAGCAUGGAAAAAUUUAAUGACUUUGAGAAAAUACAGAAUAUAUUCAUACGUAAGAUAUUCCAGCUAGAAUAUAAUAUCCCGGGUAGUGCCUUAAGAUUAGAAACACAUAGAUUCAGAAUAAAUACUAUACUAAUAAAAAGAUAUUUAAAGUUUUUACUAAAAAUUAUUAAAGCUGAAGAUAUAACAACAAAAUUGCUGUUCUUACUACAUCACAAAUCAAGGGAAACGGACUUAAGACGAAGUUGGAUAAUUCAGUUAUCGAAGAUAGUUAAUAAAUAUGGAUUUUCUAUUAAACUGUUUAUGGAUCGUAAUUAUGAUAUAGAGCAGUAUAGUAAAGAAAUAAUACAUAGAGUUAUGGAAUACUCUAUUAUCCAAGACGUGGAAGAUAUACGAAAACGAGAAAAUACAAGCUGGUAUGCAACAAUUUUAAAUUAUCCUGUAAAUAACAACUAUAUAUUGACAAAUAUAGCUUUUAACGUUAAAAAGUUUUUUAUACAGAUUAGGUUAAAUAAAUACGGAAUAAUUAUAAAUGACAAAUAUAUAGAUUACACCCAAUCUAAAUGUCCGAAUUGCACCAAAAAUUUAUCUAAAAUUCAUAUUUUAUGUGAAAAUUGCGACGAAAAGGAUAAACUACAAAGACUCCAGAUUGGGACGCUAGCUAAAUGUACUAGUGAGCUAGAAAUGUACAAGACAUUAGAUAGAGCAGAUGAUAACACAAUUUAUAAGUUGUAUAAUUAUGUUAAACAACUAAUUAAAUAAUA
Centruroides sculpturatus (bark scorpion) is the source of this 1114-nucleotide messenger RNA. RefSeq lists its product as uncharacterized. The transcript is spliced from 2 exons. The coding region runs from base 87 to 1112 and encodes 341 amino acids. Lineage: Eukaryota; Metazoa; Arthropoda; Arachnida; Scorpiones; Buthidae. The record is from RefSeq and is a predicted model, not a curated record.